Messenger RNA from Lodderomyces orthopsilosis Co 90-125, 366 nucleotides. Its product is annotated as 60S ribosomal protein eL22. The record is from RefSeq and is a predicted model, not a curated record. Lineage: Eukaryota; Fungi; Ascomycota; Pichiomycetes; Serinales; Debaryomycetaceae. Gene Ontology annotation, molecular function: structural constituent of ribosome; RNA binding. The transcript is spliced from 2 exons. Gene Ontology annotation, biological process: cytoplasmic translation. Bases 1 to 366 code for a protein of 121 amino acids. Gene Ontology annotation, cellular component: ribosome.
AUGGCUCCAAUUACCACUAAGAAAUCCAAAGCUGCCAAAAAAUUUGUCGUUGACACCUCAGCUCCAGUUGAAAACGGUGUUUUUGACCAAGAAGGUUACGUCAAGUACCUUGUUGAACAUAUCAAAGUUGACAACAUUGUUGGUAACUUGGGUGAUGAAAUCUCUGUUACUUCAGAAGGUAACAAGGUUGUUGUUGUUUCAAACACCAAAUUCAGUGGUAAAUACUUGAAAUAUUUGACAAAGAGAUAUUUGAAAAAGAACCAAAUCAGAGAUUGGAUUAGAUUUGUUGCUGUUAAACAAAACCAAUACAGAUUGCAAUUCUACUCUGUUGCUGAAGAUGAUGAUGAAGAAGAAGAUGAAGAGUAA